AAUUGCCAAACCAAUUGGGGAGAUGAUGAUUUGAGUUGGUGAAAGGAAGAUUUGAGUGCAAGCUUCAGAGUAUUUUCUUUCUUAACUUUGAGUGUGCUCUCGAACAUGUCUGCUAUUGCAACUCCAACUCUGAAUUCCCAAGAAGUUGAUCUUCUAUCUCGAUCUGUCAAACGCAUCAAAGGCAAUAGCAACUCCUCUAUUGCUGAGGAGUAUCAAUUAUUUGAAGCUUUUCAAAAACAGCUGUUAUAUAGAGAUAUGGUUUCUUCAUUUGAACCUACUGCUAUCCUUUGUGAUAGUUCAAACAAGGAUGAAGCUUUGGAAGAAGACUCAGAUAUGGAGGAUGAUGGGACUAUCCCUACUAUCCUCAUAUCUAGAGAAGAAAAGAAAAGAAUUCGCACACCUUGGCUUAACUCUCUCAUAAUCAAGGCCUUCAGGACAGAUAAAGCUGGAUAUAAUUAUAUUUUUCCUAGAAUUAAGGCUCAAUGGAAGCCAAGAGGAAAAAUGGACUGUAUUGAUUUGGGUUUGGAUUUCUUUCUUAUUCGUUUCCAUAAGAAGAGGAUCUUAGCUGUGUUCUCCAUGGGGGACUAUGGUUUGUUGGUCCUCAUUUUCUCACAAUUAGAAGAAUUGGGAAGCAUAUUCAAAAAGUGCUUUAUGAAGGGCCUGCUGCUCUGUGUUAUGCGUGUGGGUGUGUUGGGCAUAAAGAAGAUAAGUGCCCUCUCAAAAUCCCCCACCCGAUGGUUGUCUUUGAGGAACAAAUUAUUGAAUCCCAAAACUCACAAGGCCCUAUUGAAGGAAGUAGCAAUGACUUACUGGAUAACCAAGGCUUUGGACCAUGGAUGCUUGUGGAACGACGAAGGAACAAGAAGAAGUAGAGGAACACUCAAUACAACAACUCAGACUACUACUGACAAAUCCACUAAUUCGGAUGAGAUUUCACUUUCUAUUCCUCCGACACGUGGGAAGACUCCUCCUUCUAAAAGAUCUACUGCCCAAACAACAAACUCACAAAAUGUCAAGAAUAAUCCCCCAGCGAGAUCCACCUCCUCCCUUGCAGUUUUGGAUCAUGGAUCCAAUCACAUUCACCAAACUCAACCACAUGUGGGAGAUUUUGCUGAUCAACGAGAACAACAAGUUUAUUUCACUAGAAGAGGCUCUAACGCUGAUUUCAAGCAAAAAUCCACAUCUGAUCAAGGAUUGGACGUUAGAGACUCUUCAAAGUUGUUGGCUCAAGCCCAUUUUGGUGAUGAAAGGAGUGGAUCCCACCCCCUUUCUUCCUCUUUCAAUGGAUGGGAUUCCACUGCCGUUGGAGCACCUGUCUCCAGAAUCAUGUAUCAUUCAGAAGGCAGUAUGGACAUCUCCGGCGGAGAUAAUAAGAUGGGACAGUUGGUCGGAACCAAUAGCUCCGAAGUUGUUCACAACGCAAGUGCAACACCCAUUCCUAUGUCUAUUCAGGAUGAUAGGAUGCAUGAGGACUGUGCACCUUAUAGUCAAGAAGGAGGAAAUAUAGAGCACCCGGUCCCAAUACAAGCAGAUUGUGCUGCCAUACUACUUCCCAGGAGUCAACAUGAUGGUUUUGAACAAGGAAGGUCCGCUACCAAGAUUUCAAACGAAAUGCCAUGGAUAUCAUCAAGCAACACAAUCCGGGUAUAUUUUAUCAUAAUGGAAACAAAAUUGGCGGGGACUAAAGCUAGUGAGGUUGCUGAAGCUUUAGGAUUUUCCAAGAAAGUUAUCGUUGAUGCUAAUGGUCUGGCUGGAGGCAUUUGGUUUCUGUGGGACGAUAGGAAAUUCAGUGUGGAUAUUCUGAGCACGAGCCUGCAAGUCAUUCAUGCCAAUGUCCAGGAAUGCUCAGUUGCUUUACAAAACAUUGUGAAACUUUGGAGUAGAACUACCUUUGACAACCUCCAUAAAAAGAAGAAAGAGCUUAUCGCUCGAUUGGGAGGUAUUCAACGUUACUUAACUGUCAAAGAUAGCUCCUUUCUUAUUGAACUAGAGAAAUCUCUCACUAAAGAGUAUCAAGAUAUUUUGAAGUAUGAAAAGGACAUGUGGUUUGUGAAAUCUCGUGUCCAGUGGAUUCAAAAUGGUGACAAGAACUCUAGAUUUUUCCAUGUCUCUACCCUGAAACGCAGAUCUAAGAACCGUAUUUUAGGUGUAAAGGAUGGUUCUGGCUCUUGGACUUCUGAUCCUUCUUCUAUUGAAAGUAUAGUGUCCUCCACCUUCAAGGGCCUGCUGCAUGACCUUAAUCUCACCUUGAAAGAUAUUUUACUUCCUAAUGGUAGAUGGAAUCUGGAUCAUGUUGCCUAUCCUCUACCUCAAGAUAUCAUUCAAAGAAUUGCUGCUACUCCUAUCCAGAAAUAUAGUUCUGAGAAAGAUUCCUUUAUUUGGAAUUCGUCUUCGAAUGGCAAUUUCUCCAUAAAAUUUGCCUACUAUAUGGCAAAGAACAUUCAACGGUCAAAUGAAGAUGAUUGAAGACAGAUCCCUAUUAUGGAACUUAAGCGCACUACCUUAGACAAAGCUCAGGAAUUCAUUGAGAGCAACCUUAACUGUGCUGAACCUAAACCCAAAAACACCAUUUCUGUUGGUUGGGUUCCACCCCCUUCUGGGUUUGUCAAACUUAAUAGUAAUGGAUCUGCCCUUGGAAAUCCAAGCAUGGCUGGAGUUGGGGGUCUUCUUUGGGAUCACUUAGGCAGGUGGAUUAUUGGUUUUUCACGAAAUAUUGGAUGGACUACUAGCAUAGCUGUUGAGUUAUGGGCCAUCAGAGAUGGCUUGGAAGUUGCUAUUUCCAAAGGGUUCUCUAAAAUUAUUGUUGAAACCGCCUCAAAAACUGCUAUUAUCCUUAUUGAGUCUACUGAUAUUUCUUUUCACUCACUUGGCGUUGUUAUGUCUGAUUGCAGAUCACCUUUGGGACGUUUUGCUGAUGCUCAAAUAUCCCAUAUUUAUAGGGAAGCUAACACGGCUGCUGACUUCAUGGCUAAGCUUGGAACUUCCUUUGCCAUGAAUUUUGUUUUGUAUGAUGGGAGCCUUCCUGGGAUCUCUUCCUUUUUGUAUCAUGACUGUAUUGGGACUGUGUUCCCAAGAAUUGCUGUAGCCGUUUAAUCUUUAAUAUAUUUCAUGUCUCUAU
Rubroshorea leprosula is the source of this 3118-nucleotide messenger RNA. The record is from the annotation of a GenBank genome assembly. NCBI's taxonomy places the organism in Eukaryota, Viridiplantae, Streptophyta, Magnoliopsida, Malvales, Dipterocarpaceae.